AUGCUCAUCGGUUUAUGUGGAGGCAUUUGCGCUGGCAAACAUGCGAUUGCUCAGUACCUGAUUCAGCAAGGGUUUCAGCUUCUUGAACUCGCCGGCAAAUCCCAAUCCCACAUCACCGAGUCGGGGGAUGACCUGCGACUGCAAGCGUCGGAGAUCAGAAAGAAAGAGGACCCCAAGUCGCCAGAGCUUACAUUUCAAGAUGCCGACUCUCUACUCGACUUUGCGACAAAAAGAUGGCAAGAACGCUGGGUUACCACAGACAUUGCAGAUGCCACUACCCUAGAUCGAUUCCUCUUGCGCCCCUUUUUCCUCCUUGUGAGCGUCGAUGCACCAGUUAGCCUCCGAUGGAAACGAUUUGCCGACAGAUGUUGGAGAAGACAACUGGAUCCGCCUGAACUUGAAAAGUUCGUAAUGUGGAACGACCAUAAUCUUUACGAUAAGGAUAUUGGACGUGUAUACUUGACCGACAAAGCCCAGUUGCGCCUAUUCAACUCCUCAUCGUCCCUCGAAGAGCUACACUCGGCUUUGCAAACCCUCGACCUGGCAGACGAACAACGGUUGAGGCCAAACUGGGACCAGUAUUUCAUGCAGCUGGCCUCUCUUGCCGCCCAGAGAAGCAACUGCAUGAAAAGAAGAGUGGGAUGUGUGCUCGUUCGAGAGAGUCGUGUCAUCAGCACUGGAUAUAAUGGGACACCACGGCAUCUCCAGAACUGCAACCAAGGUGGAUGUCCACGGUGUAAUCGCGGGGAUGGGGGAGGAGUCGGUCUCUCAACCUGUCUUUGCCUUCACGCCGAAGAAAACGCAUUACUGGAAGCAGGCCGAGAGCGGAUUCGAGAGGGGACGAUCCUCUAUUGUGAUACAUGCCCUUGCUUGACAUGCACUGUCAAGAUAGCCCAAGUUGGAAUUUCGGAGGUCGUUUACUCUCAAGGGUACAACAUGGAUAACGACAGUGCGGCUAUCUUACAAAAAGCAGGCGUGCGGCUACGGCAAUUCCACCCGCCUACGAAUGGACUCAUCUAUCUUCAGGCAUCUGAAAAACUAGUCGCAACCGAAAGCCAAUAA
This is a messenger RNA of Penicillium samsonianum, 1062 nucleotides long. Its product is annotated as deoxycytidine monophosphate deaminase. NCBI's taxonomy places the organism in Eukaryota, Fungi, Ascomycota, Eurotiomycetes, Eurotiales, Aspergillaceae. The transcript has 7 exons. Gene Ontology annotation, molecular function: hydrolase activity; zinc ion binding. Bases 1 to 1062 code for a protein of 353 amino acids. The record is from RefSeq and is a predicted model, not a curated record.